AUGAAAGAAUUCAGUAUAAAGAGGCAUUACUCAACUAAGCAUGCUACACAGCACUCACUGACAGGACAAUUAAGAACAGACAAAAUCCAGAAGCUUAGAGCAAAUAUUGAAAAACAGCAACAAAUGUUUCAUAAACAAAGAACACAACUUGAUAAUGUUGUGAAAGCUAGUUUUAUAGUUAGCUCGAAAUUGGCAAAGGCAUUAAAACCAUUUGCCGAAGGAGAAUUUAUCAAGGAGUGUAUGUUAGAAGUUUGCGAUGUUUUGUGUCCUGAAAAGAAAAAUGAAUUUGUUAGUUUGUCAAGACGAACUGUUGUUGGACGUAUAGAAAUGAUGGUUAAUGAUAUAAAAACAACAUUGACUGACCGUAUGGCUGGUUUUGAAUCAUUUUCCAUAGCAUUAGACGAGAGCACCGAUUUGUCUGACACAGCUCAAGUGGCUAUAUUUAUUCGAGGUAUUGAUAAGGAGUUCACUGUUACUGAGGAAUUGCUAGCUUUACAGCCGCUAGAAGCAACCACUACAGGAGAGGAUAUUUUUAAUGAAGUUCAAAAGGUAUUCACAAGUAUUGGCCUGCCAUGGUCAAAAUUAAUUGGAGUAUGCACUGAUGGUGCACCUUCUAUGGUCGGCUUACGAAAAGGUUUCAUCGGAAUGUUUCAAUUUAUUUGCUAUUCCUACAAAAUGUAA
Molecule: messenger RNA, 681 nt
Organism: Diorhabda carinulata
Lineage: Eukaryota; Metazoa; Arthropoda; Insecta; Coleoptera; Chrysomelidae
Product: general transcription factor II-I repeat domain-containing protein 2-like
Exons: 1
Coding region: 1-681 (226 amino acids)
Source: RefSeq, a predicted model, not a curated record